Messenger RNA from Diaporthe citri, 777 nucleotides. RefSeq lists its product as uncharacterized. Lineage: Eukaryota; Fungi; Ascomycota; Sordariomycetes; Diaporthales; Diaporthaceae. Gene Ontology annotation, cellular component: endomembrane system. The transcript is spliced from 2 exons. Bases 1 to 777 code for a protein of 258 amino acids. Gene Ontology annotation, biological process: vacuolar proton-transporting V-type ATPase complex assembly. The record is from RefSeq and is a predicted model, not a curated record.
AUGACGCCCUUUGUUGUAGGGGCCAUUAGCAAAUGCAAGGAGGUCGGAAUAGAAGUGCACCAACAGUCACAAGCCUCUUCUGAAGCCGAGCCAUCACUUCAGGAGCCAGCAAUCGGCAAGCCCAUCUCGCACGGCCAGAUCAUCCAGCUGUGGAAGCUGCUGAAGAGCCACGAUGCACAGAGCUAUACCCUGGAGAACCUUCUUUGGGGUGCGAUGGUUUACGUGCCACCAGCUCCUGCAAAGCCCGAGCCCUCAGACGAGUACAAAGCCUUGAUGGCCCGCCUUCGACGAGAGGAAGAAGAGCGCAAAUACCAACGAAUGGUCUCACAGCCCUCCUCCCUCGAUGCAGCCCCAAAUUUCGCCCAACAGUUCGCCGAAGUCAACAGAUCGGCAGACAAGGCAGAUCUUGGCGACGACGAUGCGACUAUGAACGACGUGCACAGGCAGGUCAUGCUGGUCAUCAACUUCCUCGUCACUAUACUUGGGUGCGCUGCGACCUUGUGGAUUGUGGCCAGGUGGUGGAGCACGCCGGCACGGCUGUUCUUGACCAUGGGAGGAACUUUGCUUGUGGCGAUCGCCGAGGUUGCGGUAUACUCGGGAUAUGUGUGGCAUAUAGGGCAGGCGAGAAAGAAAGAUUCCAAGAUCAAGGAGGUCAAGGAGAUAGUGGACACCUGGGUGGUGAGCAAAGACGCGGAGGCUAAAGAAGUGCCAUCAGGAAAGAAGGAUCCCAGCGCAUCGGGAGCACGGCAAAGAAAGCCACGGAAAGGAGACACAUGA